GGGGGAGUGGGGCUAUAAAUGAGGACAGUGUCCAAUGAAGAUGUGUUCUGCCACAAACUGGAGCUCAGUAGGGUCAACCAGUAACUAGAACAAACACCAGACUAAAUCACAGUCUGCAUUACGCUCAGCCCACCAUUGUGCCUCACCGUUGUAAAUGGGAAGCAUGCAGGAGUUGAUCCCCUUCGCCAGAGAGAUUCUGUCUCAGAGACCCAGCCGGGGUCUGCUGAAGGUCUACCUGCUGGGUUCAGUGUUGGCAGUGCUGGGGACAGUCAUUGGCCUGCUGGAGACCGUGUGUCAGCCCUUUUCCUCUGGUGAGACCAUGGACGCCGAGAUGGUACUCAUGUUGGCCCGGGAGCAGAGAACUAUGGAGGCUGAGAGGCAAUGCAGUAUGGGGGGGCAAGAGGAGGAGGAUGAGGAGCUGGUGCAUGAAAAUGGGGCUGCGACCCAAAGUAUGAACCUGGUCCAGUCUCACAGACUGAGCCAGCGCAGUAUGGCCAACCGGCUGCACGCCUCCUGAAGCAAGGGGUUGGGCCCAAGGACUCGAGAUAUUUAUUAGGAAACUGCUGCUGAGAGGUGCAACACGUCAGAAGCUUUGUAUGCACUUCUGUCUGAACUGCCUUCCAUUCUGUGCUGCUUAUUAUUGAUGCCUUCAAGUGCAGUGGGAAAUGUGUUUAGUUUUGGUUUACCUUUAUGGAUUGAAAACACAUGAGAGACCCCCCAAUGAGAGCCUUCAUGGAUCAGUCGAGACCUUUUGAUAGGGCAACCUAUAUCAAUCAGUGAAGUGAAGUCCACAAAAAACAAACAAGAAAACUAAUCUGUUAGAACAUGAACAACUGUAAGUCAUAGACAGUAGUGUAGAGUUGUAGAAGCAAAACAGACAUAUUGUACAUAUUCCUCUCUGGAGUAUUCUUUGUGGUCUGCAGGUAGAUAUAAAGUAGUCAGGGUUACAAGAUAUGAAAACCCAAAAUGAGCCCUUAAAUAAAUAAAAAACACUCAUUAUGUGUGUCACAUAACUCUAUGCUUCUUUUGCUCCUGGACAGCAACAGACAAACUACACUGCUCUCUAAAGGGUCCAUCUAUUCGCAUAUAUAGUAGUAAAUAGUAUUGACCUUUGAGGUUGAAAUGGGACUAUGAAAGCAUGUGAAGGCUUCAUGGUGUUGAAGGGCUUCCUGCCUGUGGUGAGCUGCUGUGUAGCGCCGCCUGCUGGCUGGUGGGUGUAAGUGAUCUGCAAUGAGAGGAAUGUUUGUUGAAAUGUUAUGCGAUGUGUAAAUACUGUAAAUAUACAAUCUUUUUCAUACCAAUAUGUGGUUAUGUAGAAAAACAUAAUAAAAAAAAGUUUGCACUGGCUGAUAGAUCUUCACAGAGCACGACCUAAUUCUCUAGCAUCACUUUGGUAUUGACCCAAACACAUUGCAAAGUUGAAUAAUCCAAUAUAUAUCCUUUUAUUUAACCAGGUAAAAAGACUCAUUGAGAUUAAAAUCUCUUUUCCAAGAGUGACCUGGCCAAGAAGGGCAGCAUGAACGAAGUUACAACAGAUAAAACACAGACAAGACAGGCAGACAAAUACAGCUGUAAAAAACAAAUAAAAUGGCACAUUAGCCAGUCAAUAUGCGAAAUAAAACAAACUAUUAAAAAUCAUUAAAAUCUGGCAACAUUUUAAACGAUUUUAGGAUAUACGAGCACUCACAUCUACCAAUGGUGUCAUGUUCUCUGUCCUUUAAGAUGGACCUGAAUUCCCCCAUAGUGAUUACAUCUGAGAGUUUCAGCUCCUUCUGUUCCAAGCUGUGGGGGCAGCAUAUUUAAAAGCUGUUUUACCCAGUUUUGUUCUCACUGUAGGAACCAGCAUCUGAAUCAAAUCUUGGGAGCGCAGGCCAUAUAGACUUUCUCUUUGACACAUAAUGUGCAAAUGUAGGAGGGAACCAACCCAAGCAGAGAUUUAUAAAUAAAACCCAACCAAUGGGAAAGUCUGCGAGCAGACAAAGACGGCCAAUUAGCAGCAGCAUAUAAAGUGCAAUGGUGUACUCGAUAUCCACAUCCAGUAAUAAAUCGUAAUGCACAAUGGUACACAGUAUCCAAGCUCUUUAGGCACUGGUCAGAGGCAUUCAUGUAUAGCAGAUCACCAUAAUCUAAUACAGGUAAAAACGUUGCAGAUAUCAAAUGUUUCCUUGUCUGAAAAGAGAAACAGGAUUUAUUUCUGUAAAAGAAACCUAAUUUUAUUUUUAGCUUUGAAACAACAUUUUCCGUGUGUAACUUGAAAGACAAGUUAUGUUCAAUAAGAAA
Molecule: messenger RNA, 2280 nt
Organism: Trematomus bernacchii (emerald rockcod)
Lineage: Eukaryota; Metazoa; Chordata; Actinopteri; Perciformes; Nototheniidae
Product: G0/G1 switch protein 2-like
Exons: 2
Coding region: 155-517 (120 amino acids)
Source: RefSeq, a predicted model, not a curated record